AUGGACGUGCGCAAGAGGCAGGCGUUGUUUGGCGUCAUGGUGGCGUCAACAGCAGAAGGGUCUGGCAAGAUCAGUGCAUUGAUUGCUCCUGAAGAUGCCGCAGAUAAAGGCGGCCACGGAUUCUACAGCAUGCACGCGGUGCACGCUGAGGCCAUGGCUAACAUGAAGCUACUGGCCGUGUUCGCUGUCUUGCAGUUCCUGUCACUCCACCUCCACGUCCAUGGCGUCUCCACGUCCGCCGUCAGCAGAGCGCACAAGCCCACAAAGCCCGGCGGCAGCGGCAAAUGCCACAUCAGUGGCUUCCUGCACGGCGUAGCCGGCAAAUGCAACAGGGAGCACGGCUCGGACUGCUGCGUGGCCGGCCACCGCUACCCGCAGUUCAAGUGCUCGCCCCCUGUGUCGGCCGAGACGCCGGCGAUCCUGACGUUGAACAGCUUCGCGGCGGGCGGGGACGGCGGCGGCAAGUCCUUCUGUGACAACCGCUUCCACAAGGACAGCGAGCUGGUGGUGGCUCUAUCCACGGGGUGGCUGCGCCUCGACGGCACGCGCAGGUGCAACAAGAUGAUCCGCAUUAACGGAAAUGGGCGGUUUGCGAUGGCCAAGGUCGUCGACGAGUGUGACUCGGUGAACGGCUGCGAUGCGGAGCACAACUUCGAGCCGCCGUGCCCCAACAACGUCGUGGACGGGUCACCGGCAGUGUGGAAGGCGCUGGGGCUCAACGAGGACAUUGGAGAGUUCAAGGUCACUUGGUCUGAUGUGUGA
This is a messenger RNA of Triticum dicoccoides, 762 nucleotides long. Its product is annotated as putative ripening-related protein 4. The coding region runs from base 1 to 762 and encodes 253 amino acids. The record is from RefSeq and is a predicted model, not a curated record. The transcript has 2 exons. Lineage: Eukaryota; Viridiplantae; Streptophyta; Magnoliopsida; Poales; Poaceae.